GAUCAACACUCUGUGGUAGGCCAGGGAGCUGGCCCCACUCCAAGCUCCAGUUCUUGCUCAAAUCCAAACACUGGAAGUGGUUACAUGAACUCAUCCCAGCAAUCAAUGUUGAAUCAGCAACUGAUGGAAAAGAAACAGGCUCUGCAACGGCAAAUGAUGGAGCAAAAACAACUCCUUCUACAGCAGCAGAUGUUGGCAGAAGCCGAGAAGAUCACUCCACAAGAUCAGCUGAACAGACACUUGACACGACCCCCACCAGAUUAUAAAGACCAAAGAAGGAACGUGGUCAAUAUGCAACAAGCAAACCAAUAUCCUGGUGGUUCACCAGCUGUGAGUAUGAGCUCCAACAACAUGUCCUUAUCCAACCCAAUUUCAACUCACAGCAUCAUGCCCCAGAGCUCCAGCCUCAUGUCCACCCCCACUGGGACCCGAAUGCCUUCUGUUCCUGCUGCUCGGAGUAUGGGCUGCUACGGGAACCUUCCUUGCAACCAACCAAGCGCAUACAAUGUGACUUCAGGAAUGAACCAAAUGCAGCCACACAGAAACCAAAAUCAAGUCCUGCCCAGUCAGAAUAACCCUAUGAUGUCUCGACAGCAAACCAUGACACAGGGAAACAACGUAGCGGCUUUUGGGACGGGGUCGGUGGUCAACUCGCAGCAAGUAAGGCCAAGCUUGAACCAUGGAGCCACAGGUAUCCCCACGCAAAGGCCAGCCAAUGUGAUGAUCACGGCUACUGCCACUGCCCAGAACUGGGCCACGCAAGAAGCUGCAGUGAAGCAGCAAGAUGCACUGAAACAAACAGGAGUCCGUUUCCCCGCUGGCACUCCAUAUCCUAACCAGUCUUUGCAACGCAGUGUAGGCAACCAGCAUUUUCCUCAGCGUGCAUUGGCACCUCCUAACCAGUUGACAGCGGGAGUCCAAAUGAGGCCUCCUCCAAACCAAAUGCAGCAGACUCUAAAUGGACAAUCUGCCGGCUCACUACGAGGUCUCAGCAUAAGACCCAACCAGCUAAGAGGACAGACUGUGCCUACCUUGAAUCAGCCAGGAACAAGUAUGACUCCUCCGUCAUCUCUGCCGUCAACCAGUUUCACAUCUACCAACCAAAAUUCUCGUGCUUACCAAGGAAGUGACCACAGUAAUGACCUUGCGUUUGAUUUUCUGAACCAACAAGGUGACAGUAUAGGACCUGCCCUCAACAGUGACUCAGACUUUAUAGAUUCUCUACUGAAGACGGAACCUGGUAACGAUGACUGGAUGAAAGACAUCAACCUUGAUGAAAUUUUGGGGAACCACUCGUAA
Messenger RNA from Eurypyga helias (sunbittern), 1299 nucleotides. Its product is annotated as mastermind-like protein 2. Gene Ontology annotation, cellular component: nucleoplasm. Gene Ontology annotation, biological process: positive regulation of transcription of Notch receptor target. The annotation marks the transcript as partial. Lineage: Eukaryota; Metazoa; Chordata; Aves; Eurypygiformes; Eurypygidae. Gene Ontology annotation, molecular function: transcription coactivator activity. The transcript has 3 exons. The record is from RefSeq and is a predicted model, not a curated record.